This is a messenger RNA of Trichoderma aggressivum f. europaeum, 513 nucleotides long. RefSeq lists its product as uncharacterized. Bases 1 to 513 code for a protein of 170 amino acids. The record is from RefSeq and is a predicted model, not a curated record. Gene Ontology annotation, molecular function: calcium ion binding. Gene Ontology annotation, cellular component: cytoplasm. Lineage: Eukaryota; Fungi; Ascomycota; Sordariomycetes; Hypocreales; Hypocreaceae. The transcript has 5 exons.
AUGCUUAUCUACAAGGACCUCAUCACCGACGACGAGAUCAUCUCGGACUCGUAUGACCUCAAGGAGGUCGAUGGCAUCGUCUACGAGGCCGACUGCGCCAUGAUUACCGAGGGCGCCGUCACCGUCGACACUGGUGCCAACGCUUCCGCCGAGGAGGCCGAGGAGGGUCUUGAGGAUGCCGAGGUCAAGGUCAACAACAUCGUCCACUCUUUCCGUCUCCAGUCCACCAGCUUCGACAAGAAGGGUUACCUGACCUACCUGAAGGGCUACAUGAAGGCUGUCAAGGCCGGCCUCCAGGCUAAGGGUGCUCCCGCCGAGGAGAUCACCGCUUUCGAGAAGGGUGCCCAGACCUACGUCAAGGAGAAGCUGCUGCCCAACUUCAAGGACCUUGAGUUCUACACUGGCGAGUCCAUGAACCCCGACGGAAUGAUCGUCCUCCUCAACUACCGUGAGGAUGGUGUCACCCCCUAUGUCAUCGUCUGGAAGCACGGUCUCACCGAGAUGAAGGUCUAA